Molecule: messenger RNA, 399 nt
Organism: Paramecium primaurelia
Lineage: Eukaryota; Ciliophora; Oligohymenophorea; Peniculida; Parameciidae
Source: the annotation of a GenBank genome assembly
UAUGCUCUAAAAAUUAUCCACUAACUAUAUGAAAUUGUUGUAACAAUAAUUUCAGAAAAUAGGAUCAAAGGAAGUAAAAAUUGGAAUUAGCAGAAAUUAAAAAAUAAUAAAUGAUGAAUUUAAUUUACAACCAUUAAGUAAUGCCUAGAACAAUUAUAUCCUAGAUUCAUUUAUCUAUAUUUGUCAUCAAGUGAUCUUUAAUCUAAAGUCCUCUAAUCAAUUAAUUUAUUAAUCAUCUAAUUAAAACCAUUCAACAUUGCCAGCAAAAGUAGAUUUAGACUUGUCAAAAUGAUUAAAAUAGAUAUGAAUGAAGAUGAAGACGACCAAUCAGAAAAAAUUAGGUAUCCAUAUUAAGAAAUAAAAAUUGUUUUUUUUGAUCCGAAAUAAUUAACUUCUUGA